Messenger RNA from Exophiala dermatitidis NIH/UT8656, 1836 nucleotides. RefSeq names its product MFS transporter, DHA1 family, multidrug resistance protein. Bases 1 to 1836 code for a protein of 611 amino acids. Gene Ontology annotation, biological process: transmembrane transport. The transcript has a single exon. Gene Ontology annotation, molecular function: transmembrane transporter activity. NCBI's taxonomy places the organism in Eukaryota, Fungi, Ascomycota, Eurotiomycetes, Chaetothyriales, Herpotrichiellaceae. The record is from RefSeq and is a predicted model, not a curated record.
AUGCAAUCAAUCCUCCAAUACUAUCGCUUGCGCAAUAAAGUUGAAGCAGCAUACAGAAGAGAAGACAGACAUUACGACACAGAGAAGGGCGUCCCCGAACUAGACAAAAUCAUAUUCAAAAAGAGGAUCAUUAAGAAGCAUUCCGACCCAGAAGCGUCUACCGGUGCCACUCCUGCAGAGAAGUUCGCCCAAGAAAACCCUCUCGUUCAGCCAUCGACAAAAAAUUACUCCCAUUCUGGUCUUGAUCAGCCCUGUCAUGGCGAGACGGAGGAGGAGACAGGUCGAACGAGCGAAGACAGGAACAGGCUAGAUCUUGGGAGCACCAUUGUUACCAACGAAAUCCACCAGACCAACCGGACGGGGACCAGCCACGACGAGCAGGCGGGCAACACCAACGAAUACGACUACAGUGCGAAAGAGGACCCCAAAUGGCUUACGGUGGAGUUCGACGGUGAAAAUGACCCAGAGAACCCUCGAAACUGGCCCAGGGCGAAGAAGUGGAUCGCCACCUCCAUACUUGGCCUCACCUGGGCAUUGGUAGGUUGGGGAUCAGCCAUCAGUUCGGCGGUCGCCAAGGAGAUACAAAAAGAAUUCGGCGUCAGCGCGGUCGUCGAGUCUCUAGCAACCGCCGUCUACUUGAUCGCUCUGGCGCUGGGAUCAUGGAUAACUGCUCCCUACUCCGAAACGUUCGGGCGCAACCCACUAUAUAUUGCCUCAUUGAUAUUUUUCAUGAUCUUCAUCAUGGGCCACGCUCUGGCGCCUAACAUCGGGGCGCAACUUGCACUCCAGUUUCUCGCCGGCCUGGCGGGCAGCACGCCAUACACCGCGUUCGGCGGCAGUCUUUCAGACAUGUGGUCACCGCUGGAACGAACAUACGUAUUCCCACUGGCGGCGGGACUAUCGUUUCUAGGCCCGUUCCUUGCGCCCAUGAUUGGCGCAUUCAUCGGCCACUCGAGGUCACUCAGCUGGCGAUGGACGGAAUGGAUCACAUUGAUGAUGGCCGGGCUGAACUUCAUUUGUAUUUUGUUGUUUGUGCCGGAGACGCACGCCCCGCGGAUUCUCAAGUGGAAGGCCGAGCACUUGCGGUAUUUCACCGGCGACGUACGGUACGCGACGGCCAUGGAAGGCAGCAGCCAUCAGGGAAUGCUGGCGCGGAUGGCGGGCCGAAUCUACCGGCCCAUGCAGCUCCUCACGCAAGAAAUCAUGCUGAUCUGUUUCACCGUCUACUUGACGGUCGUGUACAUUGUGCUGUUUACAUUUCUGAAGGGAUACGAUUUCAUCUACGCCGAGACAUACGGUCUAUCGUCCGUUGAAGAAGGGCUAUGCUGGCUAGGAUUGGACGUCGGCUUCGUCGCGGCCCUGGCGUUCGUGCUCCCCUUCAUCUACCGCAACUACAAGGCCAAAUGCGAGCGGGCGGGAGGCGUCCGCGUCGAGCCCGAGCAGCGGCUGUGGUUCGCCAUCAUCGGCGCCCCCUGGCUACCUAUCGCGUUGUUUUUUAUGGCUUGGACCUCGUAUGCAAAAGUCUCGUACUGGUGCAGCAUCGUUGGGUCUGCUGUCGUCGGCUUCUCCGUCCAGUGUAUCUACGCCUCUACCUACCAGUACAUCAUCGAUGCCUAUGAGGCCCAGGCCGCCAGCGCCCUUGUGGGUGUCACUUUCACCAGCUACGCCGUCUCCGGCGGCAUGAUCCCCGUCAGCGUCGUCAUGUACAAGGCCAUCCAUGUCCAUUGGUCCUUGACCUUGCUAGGCAUCAUCUCCGCCUUGCUCACUCCUAUUCCCUUUGUCUUCUACAAGUUUGGUGCCAAGGCUCGAUUGAAGAGUCAAUCGGCACAGGGUUGA